AUGUCGAAUAAGCCAGUGUUUGUAGCAACCCAUCCACGGGCAUGCUCCACUGCAUUCGAGCGGGUCUUCAUGACCCGUCGCAACACCAUCCACACAGUACACGAGCCUUGCGGCGACGCCUACUACUAUGGCCCUGAGAGAAUGGGUUCCAGAUUCGAAGGCGAAGAGCACGAGCAGGAUCGCGAGAAGAGCGGUUUCAGCCAGUCGACGUUCAAGUCCAUCUUCGACAGGAUCGUGUCCGAGUCGACUGAGGGCAAGCGCACCUUUAUCAAAGACAUGGCGCAGUAUUACAUCCCUGAAGCCGAGCAGCCUCCUGUCAUCGCACCUUCUCUUCACCAGAUCAAGCGUGGUGUUGGCACCAACGGACUGCCUGCAGCCAACGAUGGUGGCGAUGCCACCAGCGACAAGGACUCUGGUAUUGCCAUGACUCCUGAGGCUAGCAGACCAAGCAGCCCGAAGAGUCCUCCAUUCCCAUAUGAAGGCUCUUUCGCGGAGUCCAACAACCCGACGGUCGUGCCAAGGGAGAUGCUCGAGAAGUUCCACUGGACCUUCUUGAUCAGACAUCCCAGCAAGUCCAUCCCCAGCUACUACCGAUGCUGUAUUCCGCCUUUGGUAGAGAGGACUAAGUUCAGCCCGUUCAUGCCCAAGGAAGCCGGGUACCACGAGCUCCGACGCCUCUUCGACUACCUCAAGGACACAGGCUUGGUCGGUCCCAAGAUCUGUGGCCAGGAGAAUGCCGAAGGCAUCGAGCUCAAACCCGGUCAGGUCGAAAUCUGCGUCCUUGACGCUGAUGACAUGCUUGACGACCCAGAGGGCAACCUUCGUGCGUACUGCGAAUCGAUCGGCGUGGACUUCUCGCAAGCCAUGUUGAACUGGGAUUCGGAGGAGUCGCAUGCGUUCGCGAAGGAGCAGUUUGAGAAGUGGAACGGGUUCCACGAUGAUGCUAUCAACUCGACUGACUUGAAGCCAAGACAGCACAAGCAUGCUCCAAAGAGCGACGAGCAGCUGUACCAGGAAUGGAUCGAGAAGUACGGCCAAGCAGCCGCCGACGUGAUCAAGGAGACCGUCGACGACAACGUUGCCGACUACGAGUACUUGAAGCAGUACGCCAUCCAAGUCCCAAAGAAGGCUUGA
Molecule: messenger RNA, 1134 nt
Organism: Fulvia fulva
Lineage: Eukaryota; Fungi; Ascomycota; Dothideomycetes; Mycosphaerellales; Mycosphaerellaceae
Product: Pyrrolopyrazine biosynthesis cluster protein F
Exons: 4
Coding region: 1-1134 (377 amino acids)
Source: RefSeq, a predicted model, not a curated record